AUGACGGCGGCGAAGAGUUCCGACACGUCGUCGAUCCGCCGUCCUCUCCUCCCCGAACCCCAUCCUCCACCUCAAUACAUCGUCGUCCUACCUCCCCAACUCCCCCCAUACCGCACCAAUUGCGUCCACCGCGGAUGCUGCCGGCGCCGCCUAACCUGCUCCGCCGUCCUCCUCAUCCUCGCCGCCGCGGCGUAUGUCCUGUGGCCGUCUGAUCCCAAACUCUCCGUCGUCCGCCUCAGCCUUGGCGGCCUGCACUUCCACACUAGCCCCCAAAUUUCGCUCGACCUAACCCUAGACCUGACCGUCAAGGUCUGGAACAAGGAUUUCUACUCUAUCGACUAUGAAUCCUUGAAAGUCUCCAUUGGGUACAGGGGGAGGAAGCUAGGGUUCAUGACUUCCGACGGCGGACGUGUCAGGGCGCGGAGGUCUUCAUAUAUAAACGCCACGCUGGCUCUCGAUGGGGCCGAGGUGUUGAGCGACGCCAUCCCGUUGCUGGAGGAUUUAGCAAGAGGUUCCAUAACCUUCGACACUGAGUCGAAGAUCACUGGGAAGCUCGGGAUUUUCUCCUUCGACUUGCCUCUCAAGGCAAGAAUAUGGUGUGAAGUGAUUGUAAAUACACACAACCAAACAAUAACUCAUCAAAAUUGCUACCCCGAUUGA
Molecule: messenger RNA, 660 nt
Organism: Striga hermonthica
Lineage: Eukaryota; Viridiplantae; Streptophyta; Magnoliopsida; Lamiales; Orobanchaceae
Source: the annotation of a GenBank genome assembly